This is a messenger RNA of Cucurbita pepo subsp. pepo (vegetable marrow), 1249 nucleotides long. The record is from RefSeq and is a predicted model, not a curated record. Lineage: Eukaryota; Viridiplantae; Streptophyta; Magnoliopsida; Cucurbitales; Cucurbitaceae.
UUAAUGUUUGGAUGUUUCUAAUUUCUUAAUCUUGCUUUCGCCUUCGUUCUUCGUUUGAAUUGUGUUAAGGUUUUGUUUCAAUGUAUGGAUUUUUGUUCCUAUUUUGAGGAAUCGAAUGUUUAAUCUUAAUCUGUGCGUUGUUUGGCGUUUGGUGAAUUCGUUUGGCUUCAGUUUCAACUGCCCUUUUAUUCUUUCGAUGUGAUUCGACCUCGGGCGGUGGUGGAUUUUUUUACAGUUUUGAUCGGAAAAUGGUCUUCUACGGGCCGCCUUUUGGUCUGAACUGCAUGAUUUUGUGGAGAAUUUAACUUUUGCUAUUUCCAUGGAUCAAACCUAUUCUUCACCUGAGGCAUACUUAGAGUCUGAACAAGAUGUCUCUCUUAAGCAAAACUGGAAAUCUAUGUCAGCCCAGUCAACUGUAUCCGAAGAUGCAAAUGGUUGCUUCGAUUGCAACAUUUGCUUGGACUCUGCAGCUGACCCUGUUGUCACCCUCUGUGGUCACCUCUUCUGCUGGCCCUGCAUUUACAAAUGGUUUCAUGUACAAAUCUCCAGCAACGAAACCGAAAACACACACAACUGCCCUGUUUGUAAGGCUAGCAUCACUCCCUCCUCUUUGGUUCCCCUCUAUGGCCGUGGCAAGUCAUAUUCAGAUUCUGAAUCCAAGAAGUCUCAUUUGGGUAUAACCGUACCUCGAAGGCCACCACCGUCCAUGAACACCCCGCCCCAUUCUAAUGCUGCCUCUGCAUUGCAUCCUAGUGAGGAACUUCAUCCAAAUUAUAUCCGCUCGCCAUUGCACCGGAUCUAUCACCAACAAUAUUUCCCUCAGGCAUAUGGUAACUUUGCCCCAUACGCACCAUCUUAUCUCGGCAAUGCCAUGGUAACAAGUCUGCUAAACCCGACGAUUGGGUUGAUAGGAGAAACGGUUUACACAAGAAUUUUUGGUAGUGCAGAUGGGAACUUGUUGCCUUACCCGCCUUACAACCACUCGGUCGCAGGGAAUGUUGGCACCAGAAUGAGAAGACAGGAAAUGCAGCUUGAUAAGUCUCUGAAUAGAGUUUCCAUCUUUCUAUUUUGCUGCUUUAUCAUCUGUCUUCUGUUGUUUUGAACUGAGCAGUAGAUAUUUCGUAUGGAGAAGCAUCAUAUGAUAUAAAGAUAAGCACAGCUAGAAUUUUGCUAGAUGAUUUUUACGGUGAGAAAUCAUCGAUAUGUACAGAAGGCUCAGCUAAUAUCACAUUAUUUAGUAGUUUCUUUU